Molecule: messenger RNA, 2087 nt
Organism: Physeter macrocephalus (sperm whale)
Lineage: Eukaryota; Metazoa; Chordata; Mammalia; Artiodactyla; Physeteridae
Gene: DUSP4
Product: dual specificity phosphatase 4
Exons: 5
Coding region: 1-963 (320 amino acids)
Biological process (GO): negative regulation of MAPK cascade; protein dephosphorylation; endoderm formation
Cellular component (GO): nucleus; cytoplasm
Molecular function (GO): MAP kinase tyrosine phosphatase activity; MAP kinase tyrosine/serine/threonine phosphatase activity; protein tyrosine/threonine phosphatase activity
Source: RefSeq, a predicted model, not a curated record
AUGUCCAUGGAACAGCUGUUCAUGGGGCCGUGCGAUUGGCAUCUGUUCUGUUGCCGAGAUCCAGAAGGGCCGGAUGCAGUCUUGGCCGAAGGUAGUCUCCGCAUCUCAGGGAGAAAGGUCUCCGUAGCCAUUAUGUCUGGGCCCACAGCGCCACCCAGUGGCAAAUGUAGGUACAGCCAGCCCCAGCUUCCCAACAGCUCUCCUCCAUCAGGUGGCUAUGAGAGGUUUUCCUCCGAGUACCCGGAAUUCUGUUCCAAAACCAAGGCCCUGGCAACCAUUCCACCUGCCGUGCCCCCAAGCACGGCCGAGUCCUUGGACCUGGGCUGCAGCUCCUGCGGCACCCCACUGCACGACCAGGGGGGUCCCGUGGAGAUCCUUCCCUUCCUCUACCUCGGCAGCGCCUAUCAUGCAGCCCGGCGAGACAUGCUGGACGCCCUGGGGAUCACAGCCUUGUUGAAUGUCUCCUCUGACUGCCCGAACCACUUUGAAGGACACUAUCAGUACAAGUGCAUCCCGGUGGAGGACAACCACAAGGCCGACAUCAGCUCCUGGUUCAUGGAGGCCAUCGAGUACAUCGAUGCGGUGAAGGACUGCCGCGGGCGCGUGCUGGUGCACUGCCAGGCCGGCAUCUCGCGCUCGGCCACCAUCUGCCUGGCCUACCUGAUGAUGAAGAAGCGCGUGAGGCUCGAGGAGGCCUUCGAGUUCGUGAAGCAGCGGCGGAGCAUCAUCUCGCCCAACUUCAGCUUCAUGGGGCAGCUGCUGCAGUUCGAGUCGCAGGUGCUGGCCACGUCCUGCGCGGUGGAGGCCGCCAGCCCGUCGGGGCCGCUGCGCGAGCGGGGCAAGGCCACUCCCACCCCUACGUCGCAGUUCGUCUUCAGCUUCCCGGUCUCCGUCGGGGGGCACCCGGCGCCCAGCAGCCUGCCCUAUCUGCACAGCCCCAUCACCACCUCCCCCAGCUGUUAGAGCCUCUCGGAUCCUCCCUCCCCUACACCCGUCGGCUCUCAGCCCGGGUUGGGUGGCGCCCUGUGCGGGCAGCAGGUCGGGACUGGCCCGCAGGGGGCGACAGAGCUCCUCCCAUCCAUCUCUCUUUGGCCAACCGGGGGGCCAGCUAGAAUGGCAAUAAGGACUUCGAAUACAUAUUUAACGCAAACAAACACAACACUCCAACUUAGAGCAAUAAUGUCUUCCUCAGCAGGCAGGGAAGACCUGGGUUUUGGUUUGUGCGUCAGUUUUACUUUUCAGAUAGGAAUUUCUUACCUCAUUUUUUUCAGCAGUAAGGCUUGAAGUUAGGUAACCCACAGAUCCUGGCAAAGGUGCCCACGCGGUUUUAUUGAGGGGGAGGGGAAGGGAGGGAGGGGAGGGAAAAGGGAUAAGAUAAAAACAAGUUUGCCAGAAGUGCCUGGUUCUGUGUGCUCGGUCCUUUUGUCGUUGUAGUUACAGGAUUUUUUUUUUUUUUAAAGAAAUCUUUUAGGACAUGGUUUUCCUUUCUAAGUCACCACCAACAGGUGAAUAAUUAAGCUUAAUAAUAAAUAAAAGUAUUUAUUAAGAAUUUCCUCAGAGUAUGUAAGUACAAAAAGUCUAGUGAUGGUGAAUUUAGAAUAUAUUUAUGUUAAUGUGGAUCCCCAGAGCACAACAGCAUGCAGACGUCAAAGCAGUUAGGAAGUAAGUGGUGUGUACAAGUUAGCAUGAUGAUCAGCUUGCGUUUGUUACCGCUGAGAAGGGGGCAGGGUGGGGUGGGAGGAGGAAGAAAGGAAAGGACUACUUUUUCAUUACAGCCUCCCUCGGUAUCCGCCGGGGAUUGGUUCCAGCACCCCUUCCCUCCGUCGCGGAUACCCAAAUCCGUGGAUGCGUAAAUCCGCUGAUUCUUGCAUCCGCGGAUACUGCAUCCGCGCAUACUGCAUCCGCGAAUACGGAGCGCACUUGGUUCUUGGGCACAUUGGGCCACUGAAGCGAUUUGAAACCACAACAGGGCUUCCCUGGUGGCGCAGUGGUUGAGAAUCCGCCUGCCGAUGCAGGGGACACGGGUUCGUGCCCUGGUCCGGGAAGAUCCCACAUGUCGCAGAGCAGCUGGGCCCGUGAGCCAUGGC